Knipowitschia caucasica is the source of this 1068-nucleotide messenger RNA. NCBI's taxonomy places the organism in Eukaryota, Metazoa, Chordata, Actinopteri, Gobiiformes, Gobiidae. The record is from the annotation of a GenBank genome assembly.
AUGUCCAGACGCGGAGGGACGAAGCACUGCUGCUGGGGACUGUGUAACUCCGACAGCAGAUACCCGGAGCGUCUGCCCGAGGGGACGUUCUUCAUCCCGUUCCCAAAGCCUGGGAAGGUCCGCGACACGAUGACGGUGUUGGAGCGGGAGCUGGCGGAGCUGCGGACCCACAAAGCAAAGCGCUGGCAGCUUUUAUGUGGCCGGUCCCGGUUCCAAAGCCUGGACCAGAUCACCAGGAGCACCUACAUAUGCUCGCUGCACUUUGUUGGUGGAAAAGGCCCCAGGUCCGACAACGACGAGCCUGUGCUAGCGACGCUGACUGAGUCUGAGCUAAUCAGGAAGCAGCAAGCUCAAGAUGAAGAAAGUACAUCCUUCUCAGAGCCAAUGGAGGACGACACAAAGACUGAGGAAACUGCUGAACAUGAUGAAGACGGUUCAUCUGAGCCUGAUCUUAAGGACAACAUCAAGACUGAGGAAAUGGAGGUGCAUGUGUUCGAGAGCCGCUGUCCUGACGUGAGGACGGUCGAAACAUGUGAGCGCUGCAGCAUUGAUAACGUCAGAUGUUUUGUGGACUGCAUAGAGUUCUCGUGUGCGACCCCCAGAGACGGUGGGCAGCGAGGCCGUGUGUUUUCCUCUUCUAAGCAGCGCACCACCAUGAAGGCUCUGCUCGCAGUCACCCCCAACGGCGCCGUGUGCUUCGUGUCUGACCUUUAUGGGGGAAGUGCGAGUGAUGAUCACAUAUUUGAGAAGUGUGGGAUUCUGCAGCACAUCGAGCCAGGGGACGUCCUGCUGCUGGACAAAGGCUUCAGCGUCCAGGACCUGCUCCAGUCCAGACAAGCUACGGCCCAAACCCCGACCUUCCUCAGACAGAGGGCCAACCCCAAAGCAGCAGAGAAGACCACGAUGAGAGUGGCUCAGGCCCGAGUGCACGUGGAGCGCUUCAGAAAGAGACUCCAAAAGUUUGCUCUUCUCGGCAGAACGAUACCUCGCCAUCUCUGUCCCAUUGCAUCGCAGGCCGUUUAUGUCGGAUGUUGUUUAGUCAAUUUUCAGGAAAACCUAAGCAUUUGA